Molecule: messenger RNA, 1594 nt
Organism: Cebus imitator (Panamanian white-faced capuchin)
Lineage: Eukaryota; Metazoa; Chordata; Mammalia; Primates; Cebidae
Product: carboxypeptidase Y-like
Exons: 3
Coding region: 1-690 (229 amino acids)
Source: RefSeq, a predicted model, not a curated record
AUGAUCGCAAUACCAGUACUGACUCUUCCACCAUUUGUCUAUCACCGUGAUCGUGGGACCAGGACUGUUCCACCGUUUGUCUACCACCAUGAUCGUGGUACCAGGACUGUUCCACCAUUUGCCUACCACAAUGCUUGUGAUACCAGGACAAUUCCACCAUUUGUAUACCACCAUCAUCCUAAUACCAGGACUGUCCCAACAUUAGUCUAUCACCAUGUUUGUGGUACCAGGACUGCUCCACUAUUUGUCUAUCACCAUGAUCAUGAUACUAGGACUGUUCCACCAUUUGUCUAUCACCAUGAUCAUUGUACCAGGACUGUUCCACCAUUUGUCUAUCACCAUGACUGUCAUACCAGGACUGUUCCACCAUUUGUCUGUCACCAUGAUUGUGGUACCAGGACUGUUCCACCAUUUGUCUACCACCAUGAUCGUGAUACCAGGACUGUUCCACCGUUUGUCUACCACCAUGACUGUGAUACCAGGACUGUUCCACCAUUUGUCUAUCACCAUGAUCGUGGUACCAGGACUCUUCCACCAUUUGUCUACCACUAUGAUCAUGGUACCAGGACUGUUCCAACAUUUGUCUAUCACCAUGAUCGUGAUACCAGGACUGUUCCACCAUUUGUCUAUCACCAUGGUCGUGAUACCAGAUCUGUACCUUUCAGAGACACCUUAUUGAUACUGAAGUAAUUGGAAAAAUCCUUUUUAAAAGUAUUAAUAUCCAGUGUUCAAAUGAUCAUCUCCUAACCAUUUUAUUCAUUAAUCAUCCCUGGUGGUGUCAAUGAUUAUAUUUAUAUCUCUAUACUGAAAAUUUUCAAUUUUUACUGUAUCUUUGCUUUUCCUAAUUUCCGUUGUUGGAAAAAAAAUUCCCUGCCUGCAUUUUCAUUUUUGCCAAAGUUAAUUUUAAUCUAUACUAUUAAAAGUUUUUCUCUUAAGAUAAGACUGUCAGCACAUAAGACCACAACAAAAGAGAGAAUUCACUGAUUUUGAAGCCUUUGUUAAUUUCUGGCUGACAAGAGAUGUAGUUUACUUAGUUAGCUGCUAGUAUCUAUCUAAGUGAGCAGCCAGGGAAAUGUCUAUCAGACUGAUGAUAUGCAAAGACCAAACCGUUCUCUUUGAGUCUUUUAAACUAUUUCAAAAGAGAGGAGAAUAGGUAGCUUCCACAUAUGUGGACAGGAAGGAGAAUACACUAAAAGAAACAGGCAACUAUUUCCCAAAACAGAAUAGAAAAUUAGAUUUAAAUAAACAUUCACCAUUAAAAUUUAUAAAACAUUUUCUCAUGAAAUGUAAUCUCUCUAAACUUACCUAUUAUAUGAAAGUCAGUUCUUAUAUGCCACACUACAGUGAUUGUUGACUGUUGACAUUCAUAUGAACAUAUUUCCAAGUUGAUUAUUUGAAAAAGCAAAUGGACUAUAAUCCUUUAUUUUUGCAGUGAUCUUUUUAAGAUUGUCGAUUUUUUUUCAAAAUAAAACCAAAGAUUUUAAAGAUUGAAAAUGACAUUAAAAUUUAUCUUCUCAAAGUAAUGAUGUUUAACUCUGUGUAUCUUAUUCCUGUUUAUAGUAUAACUGUCAAGUGAUCAUUUAACCAUUCUUUA